AGUUGAUGAUGCACAUCUUAACAGCAACUCUUCAGGUCAAACUUCAUUACACUGGAGAAGAACAUUAUCCAUUUGGUGGUCCAUGAAAAAGAUGAACGAUGCCACAAGCGGAUGAAAGAAACAGGCAGUACGGUGCUGCCUCGGGACACAAGGAAUCAUGUACAUUUCGGUGGAGGCAUCAUCAUCAUCUAUAUGAAUGGAGAGUUUGAUUCCAGUGGCUGGUGGGUACCGGAGAACCAUGAGUUUCACCGCUGGCAACUUGUAAGGCCAUGUUCCACAUUGCCUCUGGUCCUCAGGCUGUUACUGCACUUGCACCACCUCAUCAGUGAUGGUAUCUGUGAUGCUGCGACUUGACCAUGCAUUCAUCUUCUUAAUCUGAUGGUUCCGAGCUACCAGUAAAAUCAUGUUCCGGUGAGACAGAAGACAAGGAGAUACGGCUGCCUUGCCUUCAUUGUUCCAAGCUAAGCGGAGAUUAUUCUUACUUCAGACAUGAGAUCUGCCUCAUGUCUGCUAAGAACCUUGACAUGCUCAUUCACUUGGAUGAUAGUAUCCAUUUUAUGAUAUUCCGAGUUCAUUUCAGAAGGUCUUUCUUCCUGAUACAAUGUUGCUAGGUGAAGCUGAUGGGUUAACCUUUGAGUAUUGGAGGAGACAAAGGUGGCUCUUAGAAGGGAAUCCACUUCCACAUGGUAUGUUUUGAAUCCUUUUCCUUUAUAGUUUCUGAAGGUAUCUUUAUGCAACAUGGCCAAUACUAUGCUCUAAUUAGGAUAAGAUUACGGACUGUUGUAUCAUGGAUAAAUCUAGAAUGCACUGUCUUUAUAGUUUCUGAAGGUAUCUUUAUGCAACAUGGCCAAUACUAGGCUCUGAUUAGGAAGAAGAUACUCUCAAAUCUCUUUGAAGAAUUGGGGAUAUGGUUGUCAUGGGAAUGCCAAAUCAACACCAUGAACCAAUCGAUGUCGACUGAUUUAGACAAGAACACUGUUGGCAUGACUAAGACUCCACUAAAUAUAUUGAUAGCUGGUGAUAAAAAAGCCAAAGACAUGCAACCGCCUGCAGAAUCCUUAGAGAAACCUAGCUAGGAACAUUAAGAAUGCCAGAGAAAACAUCAAGAUCAUUCUAGGUAUGUCCGUCGAUGCAUAUGCCUAUCACUCCGAGCUGUAUGACAUCACUGUUAGCCACAAGCAUGUAUCCGUGCAACACCACCACAUGUCCAGAAGACUCAAUUGGCAAGAAACAUCAUGCAUAUAUUCUGAGAAGAUCUAGGGUUACUGUUUGGCAUUCCAAAUCCUUGCUGACUGAUCUCGACCUUAUCGCGAAUUAGGAUAAAGAAAGCUUCGUCAUCGGCAGAUCGAGAUAGGUCACCUCCUAAUAUUCGAGCAUCAGAAGCUCAAAGUUUCAUCUUCAAUGGAGAUAGAUGGCUACAUUUAUCCAACUUUGUUCCGAGGAGAAGUGACCUGCAACAGACUAUGCAGUAAACCAGGGUUACUUCCAUACUAAUGGUCAGAGGACACUUGAGCAAUGUGUUUCACCAAAAUUUCCCAGCCAAAGGAUUCCGCAUUUAGAGUCCUUCGGCUCAAUAACAGUACCACCCAGGCUCACUUUUAGCCCUAUAAAAACAUCACGCUUCUGGAGCUUUAACCACCAAGUCCUGAGUUCUUAAAGCAUAUCUACCCCAUUGCCUCUCCUCGCUCUUCAAACCUGUGUCUGAAUUCCGCCCAAUCUUCGGCCACAAUUUGGAUCGGUCCACAAGAAUCUGAGCUCCCACAUUCCAUUUGAUCCGAGCUUGUGUCAGGAUGGACAGGGUGAUGAAGUUGGCCUCGCAGAAGGCAGUGGUAAUCUUCAGCUUGAGCUCAUGCUGCAUGUGCCACACCAUCAAGAGGCUCUUCUGCGAGCUGGGAGUCAAUCCUGCUGUUUAUGAGCUUGACGAAGACCCCAGAGGGAGAGAGAUGGAGAAGGCACUGGUCAAGCUGCUCGGCCGCAACCCCUCGGUGCCGGUCGUGUUCAUCGGAGGAAAGCUCGUUGGAUCCACCGAUAGGAUCAUGGCCCUUCAUCUUGGUGGCAAGCUGACUCCAUUGCUUCGGGAGGCUGGUGCUCUAUGGCUUUGAUCUCACUAUCAGAUUAAUCUCUCCUUCACAACAAGAAGUGAACUCAGGAAGAGUUUGGCUCUGCUUUUUGUAGCUUGUACCGAAGACCAUGCCAUGCAAAUAAGGUGUACAGCUUCUGCUGCUUCUUGAUGAA
Messenger RNA from Musa acuminata AAA Group (dessert banana), 2235 nucleotides. Its product is annotated as glutaredoxin-C1-like. The transcript is spliced from 2 exons. The record is from RefSeq and is a predicted model, not a curated record. NCBI's taxonomy places the organism in Eukaryota, Viridiplantae, Streptophyta, Magnoliopsida, Zingiberales, Musaceae. Bases 1791 to 2102 code for a protein of 103 amino acids.